UGAUUCUUCAACUUCUGCCUCACGUCUCUCGGUGACACAGCUCCAAGGACAUAGGAGCAUUUUAUCCAUGUUAAAGGUUGCCUUUUUAACUGGCUCGCGUUGUCCUUCCGAUGUGUUUGUUCAUCAUGUGAUUUUUACUUACUGAAUCACCUGUCAGGCUGACAAACUAUGGGAUAUCAAGCGGUGGAAAUCACCGUCUGUAUUUGAACAAGAGAAAAAUUGUUUUAAUUUUAUGGUUGCUGCCUUUCACUUGCAAAAAUGAAGUGCUUCAAUCAAAGGCUGAGGCGUACAUCUCCCAUGCGCAGCAGCGGUGGAAAUGAGCUGGUCCCCUCCAAGCCUCCCAGGAUGAACGGAUGGUCGUGGCCCCCUCAGGCUUUCCAAGUGUUUGGCUGGCUGUUGUACAGCUACCUCGCCAUAGUCAGCUUCGGCAUCUAUAUCCCUCUUCUGCCGCUGCCGUGGAAACAUGUGGUCUAUGCUCUGAUGGCCGUAGCAUUUAUUGUACACCUUUUCACCCAUAUUGCUGCUGUGACUAUAGAUCCAGCAGAUUCUGGUGUGAGAGCCAAACAGUGCUAUUCCAGUCCAAUGCCGCUUUUUGACCGGACAAAGCAACCCCAUGUCAUCCAGGACCAACAGUGUUAUCUAUGUGAUGUCAAAGUAGGCCCCAAAGUUAAACACUGUGGUGUUUGCAACAAGUGUGUGGAAGACUUUGAUCACCAUUGCAAAUGGCUGAAUACCUGCGUGGGUGGUAGAAACUAUUGGUGCUUCUUUGUGGCACUGUCCUCUGCUACACUAGGUGUCUUCCUGCUUGUUGCCGUCAUCUUGUUCAUAUUUAUUCAGCAUUACCUGGAUCGAAACAGUCUCCGGACCUCCCCACAGUUCGACAGUAUGCUAGCGAAUGACACCUGGCUGGUAUUUUUACCCUCAGCUCCCGUAAAGACUAGUUCAGCUGGUCUCCUUACAGUAGCCUUCGUUACAGCCGUACUGAGCGUCACCUGCCUGCUGCUGCUCGGUCAUCUGCUGAUUUUUCACUUGUACCUCAUUUAUAAAGGCAUAAGCACUUUUGAUUAUGUCAAGAUACAGCGCCAAAAAGACUCCAGGAUCCGAGACACUCCACAUGAUGUGAAACUCAAUGGCAAGGCCCCACAGAAUAAAGAGAGCUCAGUUGACUGUGAGCCAGCAUUAUCACAGAGUUCAAGCAUCUGCAAAUUUGACAAUAAAUGCCCGCUCACCAGCCGACUCUCAGAGUCCAUUUGCACUGAGUUGAAAAACUUCAAGAAAUCAGCAGAAAAUGAGAAUAGCUUCCAUUAUGGCACAGAAAAUCUUACAGAGAACACGGCAAGGGAAAUAUCUAUGAGCGACAUCAAAAGCCGGAAGCCUGCCACAGAUGAUGAGGCUCAAAGCGGCAGUUUGAAGUCUGGUGACUGUGUUCCUGGAGUGCCCGACCCUCUGUGCAGCUCAGCUAGGACUGCAGAUGAUACUUAACAUUUGAUGUCUACAUGGUAGUUAAUCAGAAUAUGCUGCUCUGAGGAACUAUUUGUUAUGAAUAUAUGCUUCAUAAAACUGAGUUACUCAACCAUGGAUCAUUGUUGAUGAGAACAAAGGAUGUUUUGGACUUGACACACAGUUUGAAACAAAUCAUAGAACAUUUUUUUCCUGUCUCCAUGUUCCUUUUUAUCUACACUAUGUGUUUUUAUGACAACGGUUGAAUUAUGUAAAGCAUUGUUUUAUCAAACUGGCUUGUAUAAAGAGUCAAAGUCCAACCCCA
Micropterus dolomieu (smallmouth bass) is the source of this 1765-nucleotide messenger RNA. It is a transcript of the gene zdhhc11, whose product is annotated as zinc finger DHHC-type containing 11. Gene Ontology annotation, molecular function: protein-cysteine S-palmitoyltransferase activity. Gene Ontology annotation, cellular component: Golgi apparatus; endoplasmic reticulum. NCBI's taxonomy places the organism in Eukaryota, Metazoa, Chordata, Actinopteri, Centrarchiformes, Centrarchidae. The record is from RefSeq and is a predicted model, not a curated record. Gene Ontology annotation, biological process: protein targeting to membrane; peptidyl-L-cysteine S-palmitoylation. The transcript has 11 exons. Bases 259 to 1482 code for a protein of 407 amino acids.